GUCGACAAUGGCCGUCCUCUUUUAUGGCGCGAACUGGCCGAGCACAUCCCAGGCCGCUCGAACAAAGACUGCCGCAAGCGAUGGUGGAACAGCCUGGCAGGUGGGACAGUGAAAGGAGCGUGGUCUCCAGAAGAGGACAGAAGGCUGAGCAACGCUGUGGAAAAGUAUGGUAUGAACUGGACGAAGGUCGCUACUGUUGUAGGCUCGCGGUGCGGCGACCAGUGCUCGAGUCACUGGCGCCAAGUGCUGGAUCCGAACAUUAACUUCUCCGACUGGACAUCAGAAGAGGACGAACGGCUGCUUAUGGCUGUCCGCAUGCACGGCACCAAUUGGUCCACAAUAGCCCUCUUUCACACGCCGCAACGGACAACGCUAGCAUUGAAGAAUCAG
Molecule: messenger RNA, 390 nt
Organism: Cryphonectria parasitica EP155
Lineage: Eukaryota; Fungi; Ascomycota; Sordariomycetes; Diaporthales; Cryphonectriaceae
Exons: 2
Biological process (GO): positive regulation of transcription by RNA polymerase II; mitotic cell cycle
Cellular component (GO): nucleus
Molecular function (GO): DNA-binding transcription factor activity, RNA polymerase II-specific; RNA polymerase II cis-regulatory region sequence-specific DNA binding
Source: RefSeq, a predicted model, not a curated record